Molecule: messenger RNA, 765 nt
Organism: Geodia barretti
Lineage: Eukaryota; Metazoa; Porifera; Demospongiae; Tetractinellida; Geodiidae
Source: the annotation of a GenBank genome assembly
CUGAUCGACGCGGCAAUUGCCGAGGACCAGACUUUCAACGACCCGACGACCGCCGCGCUGGUGCCGCCACAGAUCCGGGGCGUGGGGAUACUGCGGGCGAAGGCAGCCGGGGUGCUGGCGGGCGUGGAAGUAGGAAUGGCCGUGUUCCGGCGGGUGGAGCCUGAGCUGGAGCUUGAUGCGUUGAUGGCUGACGGGGCCACGCUGGCACCUGGGGAUGACAUUGCUCGGGUCGCUGGACCUGCGGGCGGUAUUUUACGGGCCGAGCGAAUCGCGCUGAAUUUCAUGCAGCGAAUGAGCGGCAUCGCGAGCCUGACGAACCGCUAUGUAAGGGCUAUCGAAGGAUCCCGGUCGCGGAUUGUGGACACCCGCAAGACCGCGCCCGGCCACCGCUACUUGGACAAAUAUUCAGACAACCACAUCGAGGCGAACCGGUUCCGUGAGAUGGGUCUGCGGCAGGUAAUCGAACUGGCGCUGGAGCGCGCGUCGCACACCAUACGGGUCGAGGUCGAGGUGGAGACGCUGGAGGAUGCGCAGGAGGCGCUGGACGCCGGGGCGCAUAUCAUUAUGCUGGACAACAUGCCGGUGGAGAUGAUGCGGGAAGCCAUGGGCUUCAUCGGCGACCAAGCGGUUGUAGAGGCGUCCGGCGGUAUCAACUUCAACACCGUUCGCGAUGUAGCCAGUACGGGCGUUCAUCUCAUAUCCAUCGGCGAGCUGACCCACUCGCCACCCGCACUGGAUAUCAGCCUGGAUCUUGAAUUUGAAUAG